Molecule: messenger RNA, 585 nt
Organism: Micromonas pusilla CCMP1545
Lineage: Eukaryota; Viridiplantae; Chlorophyta; Mamiellophyceae; Mamiellales; Mamiellaceae
Exons: 2
Coding region: 1-585 (194 amino acids)
Source: RefSeq, a predicted model, not a curated record
AUGACGACGCGACCGCUCGCGAUGCUCCUGGCGCUCGCGCUGCUCGCGUGCUUCGGCACGCGUCACGCCACCGCGGCGUUCACGCAGUUCACGCCGACGAGCGCGUUCCCGAACAGGUACGCGCGGAACUACUGCUCGCUCAUCGCGUCCACGGCGACGGACACCGUGGGUGCCUCGUGCCAGAUCGACUCCCAGUACGGCACCUCCCGCGGCGUCGUGUCGAUGGCGUUCGGCGAGCAGGCGUGCACGGUCACGCUCACCGGGUGCGUCCCGGGGGUGUGCUACUCGUUCAGAGAUCACACGAACACGGUGGAGAGGGACCAGGUGUCGCGGCCGACGGGCGGGAGCGGCCUGAGCGCGUCGCUGUUCAAGUCGAUAUCCGCCACGGGCGUGAGCGAGUACGCGCACACGAACGAGGGGUUCUCGUUCACGCCGAGCUCGUCCACGGUGGUCAUAUCUUACGAGACGCACUCGUGCUACGACUACUACUCGUACCGCGGGCGAACGGAGAAGCAGCAGUGCGGGGAGGCGAUCGGCGCGAUCACGGAGAUCGACAGCGGGACGCCGUUCUCGCUGUCGUGCUGA